AUGGAGCGAUAUAUUAGUAUUACUAAAACAUCAGAGCCUAAACCAAAAAAAGCACGUAUUCAUGAAAAUGUUAGUGAUCCUAAUGUUCCUGUUAGUGGUGUGGCAAGUACAUCAACACUAGAACUUCAACAAAGUCACUCAACAAUCGUACCCAAAUUUCAAUAUUUGUUCAAUCGUUUUUACAAGUUAAUGACAAUAAAUGGUGAGAAACUAACGGCUUCGUGUGAAUAUUGUCCACAAAUUGUAAGUGCAUCUACAACAUCCAGUGGGAACUUGUUAAGCCACAUUAAAAAAAAGCAUAGUUUUUUGAUGCCAAAAGUUGAAGAUGCGAGAAGAGAAAAGAAUCAGUCAUCAAAUAUCACUCAGACAAAAAUUAUGAUUAAUGAUGUUUCUUCAAAUAAAGUUUCAAAACAAAAGGUAUUCCUUGUCAAUAAUUUAAUUGAUGUCCAUAUUAAAGAAUUAGUGUUUAACUAUAUUGUCAAUGAAAUGCGUCCAUUAAUUACAUGUGAAAAAAAGGCUUUUCGGGAAUUAAUAAUUGGGUUAACUGGAUUGAAAGACACCUCUAUGAUCCCUGAUCGAAGACAAAUGCGGUCUCAUUUAAAAUCUACUUAUGCAGCAUAUGUGGAGAUGUUGACAGAUUUAAUCAAAAAUCAUAACUAUAUUUGUAUGACUGCAGACAUUUGGAGCACAAACAAUAAGAGUUACAUGGGUAUGACAUGUCAUGUCAUUAAUAACAACACAUAUCAACGGGAAUCAUUCAUUCUUGGAUGCAAGCGGAUGAAAGGAAGCCAUGAUUAUCUUAAUAUUGCCGAGGUUAUGACAGAUAUUACUGAUAAUUAUAGAAUAGAUCUUUUAAAAAUAACCCACACUGUAACAGACAAUGCAAGCAAUUUCGGUAAAUCUUUUCGAACAUUUUCAAAAGCUUUACCUUCUGAACUUCAAUCGAAUUCCCCUACUAUGGGUAAUUUUAAUGAAGAUGAUGAUGUAAGUAGCUCUAAUAGUGAAACAGAUGGUGAAUGUUCUAGUCUGGAUAUAGUGAAUGUUGAUGCUGUACUCUCAAACCCAGGACGACUUGAAACAAGUAACGAUAGUUUAUUUUUGCCCCCACAUAUUACUUGUUGUGCACAUAGCUUAAAUUUAAUUGCUACUCAUGAUAUUUCUACCAUUGAAGAUAAUAAGUACAAAAAAAUGUCUGAAUCAACAUUUCAAAAAUUGUCAAGUUUUUGGAAUAUUUGUAGCAGGAGCACAGUUGCAGCUGCCGCAAUCGCGGCGGCGUUAUCACUCCUCCUUAUCGCUUUUCGCGGUUUCGACCGUCUUUCACGAUUUUUUUUCAAAAUGUUCGAGUUUUACCCACCGGGGGGCCUCGGGCGGCCCCGUUCGGACCUUAUUCGCGUUCCUCGGUAA
Molecule: messenger RNA, 1404 nt
Organism: Macrosiphum euphorbiae (potato aphid)
Lineage: Eukaryota; Metazoa; Arthropoda; Insecta; Hemiptera; Aphididae
Source: the annotation of a GenBank genome assembly